Impatiens glandulifera is the source of this 1308-nucleotide messenger RNA. Its product is annotated as lipase-like. Gene Ontology annotation, biological process: lipid metabolic process. The transcript has 10 exons. The record is from RefSeq and is a predicted model, not a curated record. NCBI's taxonomy places the organism in Eukaryota, Viridiplantae, Streptophyta, Magnoliopsida, Ericales, Balsaminaceae. The coding region runs from base 229 to 1308 and encodes 359 amino acids.
UUAUAUACUGAACGAGAAGUUUCCCUCUCCUUUAUUAUUUUUGGUUUUCUCGGCGGUUUCCAUCUCUCUUUCAUCAUUAUCAAACAAUCCAGGUAUUCUCUCUUCCAAGCUGCAAUUAUCAGUCGCCGUCGUCCUCCUCUCUACAACCUCUUCAUCUAUCUAAUAUACCAUUCUGCUUUCGUCGCCGUCCAUUGGAGAGUUCCGGCCGGUACCUUGGCUUCUCAUAUCAUGAAGCAGAUAAGAUGGAUGAAGUUCGCGAUUCUUUUGAGUCUGUUCGUUUUGACUUCCGGUAGAGGUUCUAAGUAUGACUGUCUAAAGAUGAAGCAAACAGAAAAUUAUUCUGUAUACAAUCACACUCUUGCAACAAUUAUAGCUGAAUACGCCUCUGCAGUUUAUCUAACAGAUUUAACAGAGCUAUUCACAUGGACAUGUUCAAGAUGCAAUGGUUUGACCGAGGGGUUCGAAAUUAUCGAGCUGAUUGUUGAUGUUAAGCAUUGCUUACAGGCAUAUGUAGGAUAUGCAAAGAAUUUAAAUGCUGUUAUUGUUGCAUUUAGAGGAACUCAAUGGAACAGCUUACAGAAUUGGGUUCAAGAUCUGUACUGGACACAACUAGACUUACACUACCCUGAUAUGCCUGAUGCAAUGGUGCAUCAUGGGUUUUAUUAUGCUUAUCACAAUACAACCGUACGUCCAGCAGUUCUAAAUGCCAUUAGAAGAGCAAAGGAAGCACAUGGAAACAUUGAUCUUUUAAUUACAGGUCAUUCCAUGGGAGGAGCCAUGGCUGCCUUUUGUGCACUGGAUCUUAAGAUAAGUGGAGAAACGGGAAACAUUCAAGUAAUGACAUUCGGACAACCUCGAAUAGGAAACGCUGCGUUUGCAAGUCACUACAUACAGCGAGUACCGCGAACAAUAAGAGUAACACACGAACAUGAUAUCGUGCCUCAUUUACCUCCACACUAUCAUUACUUCUCUCAAAAGACUUAUCAUCACUUCCCAAGAGAAGUCUGGAUUCAUUCAAUCGAUAAUGGUUGCUUGAUUUACACACUUGAGGAACUAUGUGAUACUUCCGGUGAAGACCCUUCUUGUAGCAGAUCGGUGAUUGGACGGAGCAUUCCAGAUCAUUUAAAAUAUUUUGGAUUGGAUAUGGGAUGUUAUGAUCCACGUACAUGCAAGAUUGUGGUUGAUCCUCGUUUGGAUGAAUUUACCAGACGAGAUAUUGAUGGAAAUACGGUUUUCUCCAGGUAUCCUAAUCUUAUUAUUAAUGUUAAUAAUAAUAAUAAGAGUACUUAUGACUACUUAAUUAGCUAG